Messenger RNA from Cladophialophora psammophila CBS 110553, 1821 nucleotides. RefSeq names its product prolyl-tRNA synthetase. NCBI's taxonomy places the organism in Eukaryota, Fungi, Ascomycota, Eurotiomycetes, Chaetothyriales, Herpotrichiellaceae. Gene Ontology annotation, cellular component: cytoplasm; mitochondrion. Gene Ontology annotation, biological process: prolyl-tRNA aminoacylation. The transcript has a single exon. Gene Ontology annotation, molecular function: ATP binding; proline-tRNA ligase activity. The record is from RefSeq and is a predicted model, not a curated record. Bases 1 to 1821 code for a protein of 606 amino acids.
AUGAAGCUUCCAGUUCCGUUCUGGAGAGCCAAGAGAGUGGCGCCCCGUCCUGCUCAAAGGAGCCGCUUUGGUGUUCGGUACAAUCAUACUGCUGCGCGGCAACGAAUAUCCGACUUCUGGAUUCCCACAGUCAACGUGCAAAAGCACGAUGUCGCUCCAGACGCUACUCAACUGCUGAUCCGGGCUGGCUAUCUUCGGCAGGCUUAUGCUGGCAUAUUCCAGAUGCUGCCCCUUGGACUGCGAGUUCAGGAGAAGCUAGAACGGCUCAUCGACAAGCAUAUGAGAUCAGUCAAAGCGUCUAAAGUCUCGCUAUCCUCUAUCUCCUCGCAGGCGCUGUGGGAGAAGUCAGGACGUCUGAAACGUGGAGGUGAAAUGUUCAUGUUUAAAGACCGGAGGGACACCGGGUGGCUGUUAGCGCCUACUCACGAAGAAGAGAUCACCACCUUGCUCUCCGACAUCAUCCAGACAAGACAGCAGCUCCCUGUCCGUCUGUACCAGAUUGGCCGAAAAUACCGCGACGAGAAGCGGCCUCGUGGCGGACUACUUCGGGGCCGUGAAUUUCUCAUGAAAGAUCUCUAUACUUUCGACUCGACCCCAGAACAUGCUCACGUAACAUACGACGAAAUAAGACGCGCAUACCGCAACUUUCUCGACGAACUCAAGAUCAAAUACGUCGAGGCUAGAGCCGUGUCAGGUGAUAUGGGAGGAAAUCUCAGCCAUGAGUAUCACUUCCCCAACUUCGCCGGAGAAGACAUUGUGAUCACAUGUUCGGAAUGCUCUUAUGCGCGCAAUGAAGAAUUUGUUUCGCAGCCGGUGUAUCCACCUCAACCGCUUCAGGUACCUGAAGUUGGUGCUACCGAUAGCAACCCUAGCCAAGCCUAUCUUGAAGAGAACUUUCUCAGCACAGAUCGUCGGAGUUUGGUCCGUGCUAUUGUACCAUUACUCCCCUACGGCAACUCCGAAGACAAAGCUCCAUUACGAUCCAUCAAUGCACACGCCGUCAAGGCAGCCCUUAACGGUUUCUUGGAAAUAGAUACAGGGCUGGAGCGACCAACAGAGAGUUUCAAGGAGCUCGUAGCAAGUGGCACAGCGGAUGCCCCUGCAAAAAGACCAUCGAUAUACUAUGUCCUUGACUCACGCCUUCGGCUGGAUGAAAUUAGCCAUAUUGUUGCUUCUCCUCCGAUGAGUCGCAACGUCGACGCCUACGUUAUUGAGGCUCCGCAGAACGACAGCAAUGGUGGAAUAAACUUGCUGAAGCAGGAAUCCGGAGACUCUUGCCCAGAAUGCAAAUCCGGCAGACUGAUAGUGGACAAAGCGAUCGAGAUCGGCCACACUUUCCACCUAGGGACCCGUUACAGUUCCAAACUCGAUCUUGUCGCUAGGCAAGGUGAUGGAAAAGAGGCAUUGCCCGUGGAGAUGGGCUGUCACGGCAUCGGCGUGUCUCGUCUGAUUGCAGCGGUUGCAUCAUGUCUUUCCGAUGACGUUGGUCUCAAUUGGCCAAGAGCGAUUGCGCCCUUCGAAGCUGUUGUCAUUGUUCAAUCGUCACAUGCGGAGAGGUUACGCGCUGCUGAGCAGCUUUGCGAUCAACUGUCCUCUUCCAGCCUCGGUGACGUCGAUGUCGUCCUCGACGACAGGCAAGAGCAAGGAAUAGGAUGGAAGUUGAAGGAUGCUGAUGCCAUUGGGUACCCCGUCAUUGUGGUUGUGGGUAAAGGAUUUGAGCAAGGGAAGGUGGAGGUACAGUGUCGAAGACUCAAGGUCAAACAAGAGGUGAACGUCAGUGAUGCCGUCGGGCUCGUGCAUGAUCUAUUGAAGCAGCUUUGA